ACUCAUGGUUGUGUUGCCCUGACUUCCACUCGACAUGCCCCUGCUGGAGUUCCUGGCUGGAAGUAUCUCAGGAGCACUGGGGAUCAUUGUGGGUCACCCUAUCGACACCGUGAAGGUGCGGCUGCAGGCUCUCACUCGGUACAAUGGCGUCGUGCAGUGUGUGGUCCAGACCUACACCAGAGAAGGGGUGCAGGGCUUCUACCGGGGCAUGGCCUUCCCUGUGCUGACCAAUGGCCUGGUAAACUCUUUGGUGUUUGGGGUCUACAGUAAUGCCCUGGAUGCCCUGAGCCAGGGCAGGCAAGAGGAGCAUGGAACUGCCCCCUCUGUGCCUGCGCUGCAGGUCUACACUGCGGGAGCCUUCUCUGGACUGGUGCAGGUUCUCGUGGCUGCCCCCAUUGACCUGAUAAAAGUGCGUCUGCAGGGCCAGACGAGCGUUGGUGGGCCCCGGGGGCCCCUGCACUGUGCUCUAGUUAUACUGAAACAGGAGGGGCCCCUGGGGCUAUACCGGGGGGGCCUGGCCAUGGCUCUAAGGGACAUCCCCUGCUAUGGCUUCUACUUCCUCCCAUACGAGGUCAUCUGUAAGGCCCUGACAGAGAGCGGGCAGAGGCCGGGCACCUUGGCAGUCUUGGUGGCGGGGGGUAUGGCGGGCGUGAUCACAUGGGCCCUGGCCACGCCCAUGGAUGUGGUAAAGGCACGCAUGCAGCUGUCAGGGGCCGGGGGUCGCAGGUACCGGGGGGUCCUGGACUGUGUGAGAGUCAGUGUGAGGGAGGAGGGCCCUCGGGUGCUCUUCAAGGGCCUGCUGCUCAACAGUGUGCGUGCCUUCCCUGUUAAUGCUGUCACCUUCCUCAGCUACGAGCACCUGAAGAAACUCCUGUGUCCCAGUCCUGCCCCCAACUGA
This is a messenger RNA of Periophthalmus magnuspinnatus, 898 nucleotides long. RefSeq names its product solute carrier family 25 member 45. Gene Ontology annotation, cellular component: mitochondrion. The record is from RefSeq and is a predicted model, not a curated record. Gene Ontology annotation, molecular function: transmembrane transporter activity. The coding region runs from base 35 to 898 and encodes 287 amino acids. NCBI's taxonomy places the organism in Eukaryota, Metazoa, Chordata, Actinopteri, Gobiiformes, Gobiidae. Gene Ontology annotation, biological process: transmembrane transport. The transcript is spliced from 5 exons.